AACUGCUCCCUCCGCUUCCUCUCGUUGGCUCCCGGCGCCGCGGAGCUGCGGCUGCGGCUGCGGGGGGGGGGGGCGGGGGGGGGGGGGGGCGGCUGGAGCUGCAGCACGACUUCCAGGAGAACGGGCAGUGGGAAAUCGUGCACGGCGCGGCGCUGCAGCACCAGGGUUUGCACGAGGACGUCACCUUCAUCCUGGUGAUCCGCCGCAAGCCGCUCUUCUACAUCAUCAACGUCCUCGUGCCCUCCGUGCUGCUCACCAUGCUGGCCGUCAGCACCUUCUACCUCCCCCCUGACGCUGGUGAGUGCACGAGGCUUUAUUGCACGAGGGCUCUGUUGCACGGGGGGCUUUGCAUGGGG
Molecule: messenger RNA, 356 nt
Organism: Lagopus leucura (white-tailed ptarmigan)
Lineage: Eukaryota; Metazoa; Chordata; Aves; Galliformes; Phasianidae
Product: acetylcholine receptor subunit beta-like
Exons: 2
Biological process (GO): monoatomic ion transmembrane transport; regulation of membrane potential; chemical synaptic transmission
Cellular component (GO): membrane; synapse; neuron projection
Molecular function (GO): neurotransmitter receptor activity; monoatomic ion channel activity; transmembrane signaling receptor activity
Source: RefSeq, a predicted model, not a curated record